Messenger RNA from Lactuca saligna, 1083 nucleotides. NCBI's taxonomy places the organism in Eukaryota, Viridiplantae, Streptophyta, Magnoliopsida, Asterales, Asteraceae. The record is from the annotation of a GenBank genome assembly.
AUGUUAGCUGAGAAAGAAAAGGAGCUCAUUCUUCAACAAGGGAUCAAAGAUGCAUCUCUAAAAGUUCCAAGAAGGAAAGAUGUCCACUUCUCUAAACCUGUCAUCAUAUUAGAACCAACUACUCAGUCAAAGCUUUCUCACAGUGAUCCCAACGAUAAGGGAAAGCAGAAGAUUAUCCUCAAGUAUAAAAAGGAAUUAUCUAAAGAAACUCAAAUGCAGAUAGAUGAAGAGUUAGCUAAGCAACUGAUGGCUAAGGAAUUAAAGUCUAAACAAGAGAUGCUUCGAAAAAAGAAAUCUCUAGAGAUCUCGAGUGAAGAAAGGGGUACAUGGCAUGAUAAACAAUUUAGAGUGUCUUCACCUAAAAGAACUAUCUUCUUUAACCCUGAUAGAGAUUCCUAUCAAAAGUUUAAGUUAUGGCCAAGUGCAAUUUAUCCAACUGAGGUUGAUUUAGACAUUGAAGACCUAAAGAAAAGAUUCUUUCAAAAGAAAUCAAUCCAUGUUGUCCAUGUAUGGUCAAAGUUCAAGAUUGCUUUAAUCAACAAGAUUGACAUACGAAAAUUUAGAAAAAUGCCAUAUGCAUUCUUUCAAGGAAGAAGGAGAGACACCUCUGAGUUCAUGUGUUCUGAAGAUGAUUUCCCUAGAAUAAACCAAGCUAAUAUCAGAUCACUAAUCAUUUGGUUGAAACAAAGGGUGAGUACAGAUAAAACUUAUGCAGAUGUUCUACAACACCUAAGGCAAUAUGUGCUCGACAUGGUUAUUGAUUUCAGUGUUGACUGGGAGAUUGGAUACCUAGGAGAAAAGGAAGCUGAGGAACCACAUGUGAAUCUGAAUAUGGAGAAUGAGUCUCCUGGAAAAACUCUAAAGAAACCACAUAGAGGUGUUGUAUUUUCUUCUAAAGGUCGACUAAAAUUCAUGACAAUCUCCCAAAAACGUCUAUUCUCUUAUGAAUUCAUUGAUGUCAUCAUCGGUUUAUUGAAGAGAACAGGAGAUCAAGAAGAAUCGCUGAGAGUGAAGAUUGUUGAAGAACUUACAUGGUUUUUGAGUUUCCGGCAAUGGUUAAUAAACUUGAGAAACAAAGUUUAG